Perkinsus marinus ATCC 50983 is the source of this 756-nucleotide messenger RNA. RefSeq lists its product as hypothetical. NCBI's taxonomy places the organism in Eukaryota, Perkinsozoa, Perkinsida, Perkinsidae. The record is from RefSeq and is a predicted model, not a curated record. The transcript is spliced from 7 exons. The coding region runs from base 1 to 756 and encodes 251 amino acids.
AUGGCCAUCACUGGUGUUGGUAAUCAUAUACACUGUACAGAGGCAACUAAAGUGGAAAUAGAUAAGGAAUAUGAGGGGUCGGGCUUAUAUGAAUUUGGAGAGCGAGGGACGUUGGGGGCGGGAGAGUCUGGACAAGGAGGAAUACGAACGUAUUUGCUGAAGCAAUCGGUUGAGGAGGACCUCGCCCAGUAUAAGUCUGGCACGUUGGAUGUAACGUUGAUGAGUGGAUUGGCAGGGGGCUACGGUGGAGGAGGGUCGGCAGCGGAUGCUGUUGCCGAGUUUGAAUAUCAAGUAAAGGAGUUGGAGUACCGUAUAAAGGUUAUGAAGGGCUCGAGUGAAGAGACGCAUAUGUUGGAGACGGAGUUGAAGACUAAGGGGAAAGUGUGUCCAUCUGCUUUGCUCUCUAUCGCCGAGCCUAUUGAGUGUCUGUUGGAGUCGCUGUCAUCAACAGUUGGAGAGCACGUACCACCGGUGUGUGAUCAGCUGCAGAGUUUGGGGAGCGAGAUGUCCAGUGCAUGUGCGGUUAUAGACGCGGCGAACUCAUCGCUGAGAAUCUGCAAUAAAGUGGCCCAGCGAGCUAAUGUUAUGAUCGAUUCGGUUGGUGGGCAAAAUAUGGCGUUGACUGCUGAGCAGGGAGAGUCUAUGGCAGCCAUUUUGGAGGAUGUCAUUCAAGCGGUGAAUAUCGCCUCAGGAGAAAUACCCGAGGGAGAAGGUAAGGGAAAUCUUGCUAUCUUGCAUUUCCUCAACGCCGUGUAA